Messenger RNA from Malassezia japonica, 2772 nucleotides. It is a transcript of the gene BEM3, whose product is annotated as Rho GTPase activating protein. Lineage: Eukaryota; Fungi; Basidiomycota; Malasseziomycetes; Malasseziales; Malasseziaceae. The record is from RefSeq and is a predicted model, not a curated record. The coding region runs from base 1 to 2772 and encodes 923 amino acids. Gene Ontology annotation, cellular component: cytoplasm. Gene Ontology annotation, molecular function: phosphatidylinositol binding. Gene Ontology annotation, biological process: signal transduction; regulation of GTPase activity. The transcript has a single exon.
AUGCAGGACCAUCGCACAGAUGAUGGCGGCACGCGGACUGACCUGCGUGACACGGCACCCGCUGCACGACUUCCGCUGCAGCAGAUCACACUCCAGGACUGUUUCACCCAUGCAGGUACGAGCGACCUAUCGGCCGUAUUGCCCUAUCUCUUGCUGCAGUACAAUGAACUGGUGAGCGAACACCUGGCGCUCUCGAACGCGUACUGGGCGUUGACCGAAGGUACCCCCGAGCGAUCCGAGCCAGUGGGCCUCGGUGUCGACGUUAUUCCGCCGUCGUCGCCGCCGCCGCAGAGCCGCUUCCGCCUGCUCCGCCGCCGCAGCACGCGCAGCGUGCGCGAGACGGGUGUCUUGAGCCAAACCAAGAGCCCAGCAAGCGCGAGCAGCAUCCCGCUGCCACAGACGCCUUCUUCGCAGCAACAGUCGGACAGUGCAUCGACCACGCCAAACACCGCGUACACCAGCACCAUGGACGGCCUCGAGGGACACAGGCGCGAGGUGUUUGGCGCCAUGCCCCCCCCGCAGGCCCCGACGCACUCGCCGAAACUCUGGCGCAAAAGCAGUGCACCAGGCGCACCGAUUAACCGCGCCCCGGACUCGCCGCAGCGCGAUCGCUCGGGACGCACCGUGAUGCCGGACUCGCCACACGAUCGCGCAGUUCGCGCGUCGCUCGCGCCCGAAUCGCCGCAGCGCGACCGCAGCGCACGCACAUCCGUGCUCUCCGCCUCGCCCCGCUUGGCACGAGGUAGCGGCCUGACCAACACGCGCACGGUGCCGUCACCCGUCCCGCAAAGCACCGUGCGCGUGUUGGGUUUCCGGCCGACAAGCCCUCUGGUGCGCUCGCGCGGAGACGUCUAUGGUCUGGCGCCGCUCGAGCACGAUCCGCUGUGCUACUCGAUCCUACGCACGAUCCACUCGUGGGUGCGUACCCCAGGCCAUGUCGCCUUCCGCAUUCUGGUGUACCCCCAGGUGCCCGACGACCCUCCGCCGCCGUACCUCAUCGAGAAGUCGUAUGCAGACCUGGUACAGUUCCGCGAGCGUCUGCGCACGCGUGCGCAAGGCCUCGUGGACAACACGACGGUGCUUGUCGCGACGCCGGACGCCGACCUCUUUGAGCGCGCGCCGACGCCGUGGCGCAUCGCGGAGCGGAAUGCUGCGAUCGAUACCUUCCUGCAUGCCUUGCAGCGUCUGCCGGUGUGGUACGACGACGUGCUCGUGCAGUUUCUCAGCACGCACUUGGUCACCACCGCGCCAAUCGACUUUCUGCCAUCGCUCGGGCCGUGCCUGCGCCAGGCAUGCCUCUUGCAAAAGAUGGUACACAGCGACAACUGGGGGUGGCGUAUCUGCUCGCUGUACCCCCAUGUGCUGGCGGUGCAGGUUCCCGGCUCCGACCACGCGACGUGGGCGAUGCGCCUCGGCGAUGCGCGCAUUCGGCGCCAGUUUGAGGAUGCGCCACCCGGCAGCGACACGACGACGCGGUGUGCUAUGCUGGCCAUACACGCCGCCCCGCCGGACGGACCGUCGAUCCUGCUUGCGGUGGAGAGCAACGAAGAGUGCAACGAGUGGCUCCAAGCGCUUCUGCAGCAGACCCACGAAGCAAACGCAGACAUGCCCGAGCGCGUCGCGAACACGCCCGAGCCGCAGCGCAGUGCCGAGGUGCCGGUCACGCCCCGUACGAACUUUAUCUCUGCGUCGCAUUCGACGUCGCCGCGCCCAGAGCGGAGCCAGUCGACGUCGCCGGGGCCGCUGGAGCACCGCAACCGCCAAGGCAUCACGAGCCUUUUUCGCGCGAAUGCCACGCCGGAGCAGCCGGGGAUGGCCGCAGGCCACGACCGCCGGCGCUUCUGGCACGGCCUGCUCAGCAUCGGACACCACGGCUCGCCGGACUGGCCGAGCCAGCCAGCGGAAGGCGGGACGUUUGGCGCACCGCUGCGCAUCGCCGUGCAAGAGUCCGGCCUGCCUGCGGACGCGACCGGCACACUGAGCGCCGUGCCGGCCGUGGUUCGCCGCUGCGUCGACUACCUGGAGCACACGCGUGGCAUCGAAGAAGAGGGCAUCUACCGCAUCAGCGGCAGCUCAUCCGCAGUCAAGGCUUUGUACGACUGCUUCAGCGCGGGCCACGGCCUGGAUCUCGAGGCAGACAGCGGUGCACGCAUCCGCACGCUCACCAGCGACCCGCACAACCUCAGCAGCCUGCUUAAGAUGUACCUGCGCGCGCUCCCGGAAAACAUCUGUGCCUCGGCGCUCUCCGACAUGGCCCAUGCCGCCGAGCUCGCGGAGCGGACCGAGCGCGUGCACGCCUUGCAGCGCCUUGUUGCGUCCCUCCCCCCCGAGAACUAUUCAUUAUUGCGCUUCCUCUGCGCCCACUUUUUCCGUGUGAGUGCAGCGUCCGACAAGAACAAAAUGACGUUGCACAACCUCGGUAUUGUUCUGAGUCCUACAUUGAUGAUGCCUACUAAUUUGCUCCUGGCCCUAAUUUCCGACAAUGACACGAUCUUCAAGCAUACCCUCAUUUCGUCUCCGCCCGAUGCCGACGUCUUUGGACGUAUUGACUCGGAAUCGGGUAGCGUACAGGCCACGCUUCGCGACCGCGUGCAGUCGAUGAGUUUUCGCAGUCCGCGCCUCGGCUCGCAGCAUAAACAGCGACCGUCGGAUGCCGCACUGAACGCGGUGUAUGAUGGGAGUAUCAUACUUCCCUCCGAGGCGAACCCCAAGGGCCCUAUUUUGACCCACCAUAGCCCCAUCCUGCCCCAGGGCGAAGGCGCCGCUCCGUAG